CGGGGCUAUAAGAGGCCGCAGGGUUCGGCCCCGCCAGCGCUGCCAUGGCACCCGCACCCACACUGCUCCUCGCCCUGCUCUGUGCCACCCCAGGGCUGGGGGGGCCGGGGGGGCGCUGCGGGGUGCCCCCCGCCACCUGGUGCCAGAGCUGGGAGACAGCGCUGCGCUGCGGGGCCCUGGGGCACUGCGCCCGCCACGCCUGGGCACCCCCGGACACGGACGUCUGCGCCGACUGCCAGCAGAUCGUCACCCUCCUCGCCCGCAUGGCCAACGAGUCGGCCACCAAGGCGGCCGUGGAGGGUUUCCUGCGGCGGGAGUGCGCGGCGCUGCCGGUGCCCACAAUGGUGCCGGGCUGCCAGACCCUGGUGCACGAGUUCUUCAGCCUCCUCCUCGCUGACCUUGAGGGGCACCUCAAGCCCUCGGCCGUCUGUGCCCGCCUGGAGCUCUGCCCGGGGGAGCCGGGGGGGACCCCGGCCGUGCCCCCCCUCGUGGCACUCGGCACCCGCCUGCAGGUCGCCGCCAGCGAGGCCCUGCCCGUGCCGUUGCCGCUGUGCUGGCUGUGCCGCACCUUCCUGGCCCGCGCCGAGGCCGCCAUCCCCAAGGAAAAGUUGGCCGUGGCGGCGACACAGCUGUGCCGGGUGCUGCCGGCGGUGGUGGCGGGCGCUUGCCAGUGCCUGGCGCAGCGGUACGCGGUGCUGGCGCUGGAGGGGGUGCUGGGGCGCCUGGUCCCCCGCCUGCUCUGCCACACGCUCCUCGCCUGCCGCCCCGAGGACGGUUACCCCUCGUUGUCCCCUCCCCGGCAUCCCCUCGGGGACACCGCGGCCCCACCGGCGGGCGCUUGUGCCGGCACCGAGGACCUCCUCGCACUGUCCCCAAAAGUGGGGCCCUGUGCCCUGGGUCCCACCUACUGGUGCUCCAGCCCUGAGGCCGCCCGCCGCUGCCAGGCCCUGCAGCACUGCCAGGAGCACGUCUGGAUGUAGGAGGGGGGACAGGAGAAUCCCCCUCACCCCCAGCCCCCAAAUAAAGCUUGGAUACCGCCCUG
Messenger RNA from Grus americana (Whooping crane), 1042 nucleotides. It is a transcript of the gene SFTPB, whose product is annotated as surfactant protein B. Lineage: Eukaryota; Metazoa; Chordata; Aves; Gruiformes; Gruidae. The transcript is spliced from 8 exons. The record is from RefSeq and is a predicted model, not a curated record. Bases 45 to 980 code for a protein of 311 amino acids.